This is a messenger RNA of Aplysia californica (California sea hare), 9228 nucleotides long. RefSeq names its product terminal nucleotidyltransferase 4A. Bases 294 to 2633 code for a protein of 779 amino acids. Gene Ontology annotation, molecular function: mRNA binding; poly(A) RNA polymerase activity. NCBI's taxonomy places the organism in Eukaryota, Metazoa, Mollusca, Gastropoda, Aplysiida, Aplysiidae. Gene Ontology annotation, cellular component: nucleolus; TRAMP complex. The record is from RefSeq and is a predicted model, not a curated record. The transcript is spliced from 11 exons. Gene Ontology annotation, biological process: RNA 3'-end processing.
AAAAAAAUAGAUCUAGGCUAUGACAAGGAUCCGAAGGGUUGUUUUAUCUUGGCCAAUAAUGGCCAAAGGCCUUUUUCGGAAUAGGCCUACGUCUUUGGACCGGCGAUACCGGAGAGUCCCGACAAUGUAUCGGACGUUUCCGUAAACCAUACGCAUGCGUAUGGUGACUCUGUAAAGUAGGCGAUUUUGAAACCUCUUUCGCAGAGGCAGAGGGUGGGUUGAGUAACUGUGUGUGGACGGAAAGUUUUAUAACUGCUGAGUGUGAGAUUUCUGUGGAUAUUCCAUUCAUUUAUAUGGAUCCAAGAAUUGCUUGGUAUCCACCUGAACAAUUGGGACCAGCACACGAUUUAUGGACGCGGAUUUGGGAAACGCAGUAUUGCCUGGACAGCAUGUUACUUGGAUCAUCCUCUGACCAAAAACCUCAAGAAUUUAUUCCUUUGGAUGAGCCGACCGACAGCACAGAUCCUCACAAGAGGUUAGAAGCUCAACAGAAAAGAAAGCGGCAGGACAACCGUGCCUGUACAUUUGGAUUGAAUUUUCCAUUAAAUACACGGAUAUUACGAGAUGGUGGUCUCACGCCGUGGAGAAAAGAUGACAGAAUUUAUGGGAGGGGAAUUAUUGGGCUUCAUCAAGAAAUCGAGGAUUUCUAUGAGUACAUGUCGCCACAGGACCAAGAAGCCACCAUGCGCAAUGCUGUGGUAGAGAGGCUCACGUCUGUGAUACAAGGCCUUUGGCCAGAAGCCAAGGUCGAAAUUUUUGGCAGCUUCAGAACAGGAUUGUAUUUACCAACAAGUGAUAUAGAUUUAGUUGUGUUUGGAAAUUGGAAUUCUCAGCCUUUGUUUACGCUGAAGAAUGCUUUGCUGGAAAAGAAAUUAGCAGAACCCUCUUCCAUCAAAGUUUUGGAUAAAGCCUCUGUUCCCAUUGUGAAACUGACAGAUGCUGAGUCUGAGGUCAAGGUGGAUGUCAGUUUUAACAUGGACAGCAAUCAGAACUACGGAGUUGAAAGUGCACAGCUGAUCAAGGAGUACAUGGACAAAUACGAUUGCCUCAAGUACCUGGUGCUGACUCUCAAACAGUUUCUGCUCCAGAGGGACCUCAACGAGGUGUUUACUGGUGGCAUUUCCUCAUACAGUCUCACCCUGCUGGUCAUCAGCUUUAUCCAGCUUCACCCUCGUGGAUUUACGGCCAACAAUGUGAAACCCAACUUAGGUGUUCUGCUGAUUGAGUUUUUUGAGUUGUAUGGUCGCAACUUCAACUAUUUCAAGACUGCCAUUCGGAUAAAGAAUGGUGGCGCGUAUCUGCCGAAGGAAGAAGUUUGUAAAGAGAUGGAGAAUGGGUACAGACCAUCAGUUCUGUGCAUCGAAGACCCUUUGAAAGCAGGAAAUGACAUUGGCCGUGGUUCAUAUCAUGCAAUGUUUGUCAAGAAUGCGUUUGAGUAUGCCUAUCUAGUUCUGAAUCAUGCUGUAGCCCCUCACAACUUGCACCUUACCACAGAAAGGGAAAGCAUUUUAGGCCGCAUUGUGCGUGUGACAGACGAAGUAGUGGAAUAUCGGCAGUGGGUCAAGGACAAGUAUCUGAAGAAAGUGAAAUUGAACAAAGAGAACGUGAUGCCUGGAUUUUCACACUCUGGACCCAAAUCCCUUUUAUCCUUGCCAACCUGCGAGCCCACAGACCUGGUACAUGCCAUUCCCGUUCCUCUGUCCAGUCCAGACGGCCUGGGCUCAGGGAUGUCCUCGCCCAAAAAAUCCCAGAGCCAACAGCAGAGUCAAGGAGCGACAUAUGCAGCUAUAGCCUCUGGUAAAGCUGAAGUUACCAGGAGUGCUUCUGCGGGUGCCUUGAAUGAAGUCAGAAAAUCUAGCAGUAUAGCAAGCCAAGAGGGCAACAACGAGAGUGAAGGCAGCGAGUCUGGAGGCAACAGCUCUGGGUACAAGUCAUCAGCCAGCUCUGAUGAUGAGGACUAUGAGACCGGGGAGGAGGGCGUCAUUUCUCGCCAGGCCAUCCCACACCACAGUGGAGACUACCCAGGUCCUGCUCCUUCUGCUAAAGGCAACCGUUCAUCAGCAUCCAGUGGUCUUCAUCCAAUCCAAAGCCAGGAGUAUUACCGUAGCAGAGAGUCAACUCGUAUGAACCCACCUCUGAGCAAUGGGUCUGGGAUGGGGAAGGCUCAAAGGGAUACCAGCGCUAGCAGUGUCUCUUCCACUCGCUCCAACAAUGGCAAUAACAGCGGCGGUGGCGGUGGCUCUGGUGUGUAUGGUGCUCACCACUACCCCCCCUCUGGCUACUCGGGGGGAUAUAACGGUGCUUCUGCCUCCCAGCAUGAGUCCUCCCCUGCACCUUACUAUCCUGCCCCAAACCAGCAACAGCAAUACCUGGUCUCUGCCGGCCCUGGCUUGGCCAGAGAGUCGCGGGAUCUUCGAGAGCGCUAUAACAACUACAAUGGAGGGGUACACCAAGCUCCCCUGCACCAUAAUCAUCAUAGACCACCACCAGGACCUUUUCCUGGAUCCCAUCAAAAUAAUAACGUCCGUGCCAAUGGUAGUAAAACAUAUAGCCGCAGCUCUGGCAACAAUAAACAGCGCAGGAAGAAAGGGCGGGAUAACUCUGCCAACAGAGGGGCCAGCAACGCCAGGUGAUGAAGAGUGCAGCUCUGAUGACAGAGCUCGGUGCAAGAUUAGAUCUACUCAAUUAUCCUCAGUAGUUUCACUCGUUGACAUUUUUGUAACUAGUUCUGAUGGUCUGAAUCGUGUUUGAUCUCCUGCCACGUGUGAAACUGUUUGGUGGUUUGUGUAUAUAGAUGUGGGUGUCAUUCAGAGUGCUGUCUGUACGAUGUUGCUCUCAGUUGGAUUUCGGGAUGCUGAGAUUUGUAUAUUUUCAUUGAAAGUGGGAAACUGGAGUUGUUCAUUGAGGAUGUCUGAGAAAAGGAAUUAGGUAUAAUUUUGACAUUAUGUUCAACUGGAUAAGGUUUUUUUUUAGCUUAUGAUGAAAGUGUGGCUCUACUGGCACUUUUUGCAGUCCUGCUCGACCUGAUGAAUGAAUGAGUCACCGUUAUUUUUGUUCAAGAAGACGGACCACAAGUUUGUUGUUAAUUGCAUUGUUCAGGCUCAGACUAGCUGUACAUAAAACUUUCCGUUUGCUUUUGAUUGAUGGGAGUGCUGUGAGGGAGUGACUGCUAGACUGGUAGUGAUUCUGUGUUGCUCAGGAAUUUUAUCACAUUAGCCAGUGAAAGGGGUUGUGUUUUGCUGUAAGCUCCUGCUGGUCUUUUAUUCAACUUUUCUGUCCAAUGGAAGUAAGUGAAUGAGUAUGUUAAGUUACGAAAAUAUAGAAAAAUGCUUUAAACAUGGAUGAAAGUCUUCUGUCUGUAAUUUGGGGAAGAUGGACAAUCUAUCAUCAAGAAAUAUGGGAAGAGUAACUAUCUUAUAGGGUUUUUAAAAUAAAAUGAGCCUUAGUACUCAACACCAUAGGUACUUUUUUAUGAGCAACCCUCCCAUCCCCACCCCAUAGCAGGACUGACUGUAACUAUUUCUUUUCAUUGGUUGUGACGUCUUGUUUUGGGCAGAAGAUAGAAGAUAGUGAGAUUUUGAACAUAUGGGCUCAUGGCAAAGACUUGUUUAGGGUUAGAAUGUUGCAAGUCCUAGAUGUUAUUGUUACAGAUGAAGCUAUUUGACUUUGGCCCCUUGUGGUUGUUACAUUUUUAUCAUGUGAAGUUGCUAAACAGUUGCAGUUUGAAGAAAGUGGGGAAGAGAUGGACGAAGUCUUUCUACUUUCUGUUUCAGUUUCAGAAAUAUCAUUAGUGCUUACCAUUUUUUUACCGUCAUAGCUCUCAGGGAGGUGGUGAGUUUGGAUAGAUUUUUACAAUUCAGCUCCAUAUUUUUCUUGUCGAAGUCAUGCUGUCUUUUAUGGCAGCUUACUGGACAUGUGGAAGUGAGCUUCCCUUAGUGUACCUUUAUGUUUUCUUCUAAGAGUUGUUUCUUGACCAGGGUGUGAGUGAGCCAUUAGCUGCAUAACCACUGUGGUCCAGAUCAAGAAAUGCUGUUUGGGAAGACAUUUGGAAACAGGGGUGGUGGGUAGAAGAUACAGGAUGUGCCACGGCACUCUAGUCUGCUACUUUGUUUCUUUAGCUUUCUUAACAGGUGAUUAGUUAUUCCUGAGAGUUAACAUAUGUAUUGAGAAGACUUAAUGAAAGUAGCGAUGGGGUUUACAGCUGAAUGGCCGUUUUCAGUCUUUUUAGGUUGUGCAACUUUCAUCCAUGUUUAAAGUAUUGUUGGGGUAUAUGAGUGAAGUUAUUUGUUGCCCGUGCCUUUAGUGCUUGAUGACCUGGUCAUACAUUUGGAAUGAUGUGUGUUGUUAGAUCUCAAACUCUACAGAUUGUUUCCACACACUUUUUUACUUUCCCCACAACUAGAGAUGCUCACUUCUCAUGAAGCUCGGUUAAGUAUUGGUUCCUUUCAGACAAGUUUUGUUUUUUCUGUUCAGUUGUGUGUUUCCCCUGGUAGAACCUCGUGUAAUUUUGAUUUUGAACAUACCGGAACAGAGUAGAUUUUGUAAGUGGAAAGUGGUAUAUUUUGAGUGUGUGGUGUGUGUGCGUGCAAGUGCUUAUUCUGUUUAUGUAUGUUCUCCGUGUUCAGUUAUAUCACUUGACAAGUGAAUAAUGUUAGAUCAUUACAAAACUGAAUUUAUUCUUUGUGAUUUCAUUGGUACAUUUCCAUGGGUGAUCAUUUUCUUUGUGUUUUCUUGUUAUGUUCAACAAUCAAUGUUGUCCUAGCAUUUAUUUUUUUGCCAACAAAUGCUCUUGGAGAUCAUGAACAUAUUGCAGCAAGUAAAGAAUAAUUUCUGUAUUCUUUUGUCUUUUCAUGUAUACAGUUCUGUUCAACCACCUUCAUUUGUCAUUUAGAAAUAUCUUGAUAUUGUUUUAUUAUUGUUUUCUUCCAUUUUCUCCUGUUUUGAACAGCCCACACACAAAAAAAAAUACAACACCACGUUAUAUUCAAGUUUUUCACGAGAAACGUGUGCUUUGUCAUGGUUGUUAUAAUACACAUUCAAAGUUCUCUUUAAGUUCAUGGUUGCUAUUUUAUUAUAUUGUUUUCCAGUUGUGAUAUUUUCAGACAAGAAUUUAUAUUUAUGAAGUAUUACAUGUUCUAGAUCUAGUACAUUUAUUUUGGUUUUGGUUUUUUGGAGGAAUUUUUUUAAAUGAGAGAAUUGUUAUCUGUUAGGAAAUGGUGAAGAUGAAUAGCACUUUUUGGGAGGUAAUCAACAUAUACUAUUUGUAGCAAGUUCAGUUUUAAAUCAUCAUCUAUUAAAAUGUCUCCAAUUUUCUCUCUCUGUUGAAUGAGAACAAAACAAUUUGAUUGUGCAUCCGGCUUGCUGUGAACACCAUUCUUCAGCUUUCAAAAUGACACAAGUUUUUGUUUUUUUUGUUUUUGUUCUUUUGAUUGUCACCAUGUUGUCAGAGGAAAUCUCCAAAUCAAAAAGACACUUUGUAUUGAGUGAUGGCUGGUUUCUGAAGUAUUAAAAUAAGCUUGAUUUAAUUGAAAAAUUUCCCUGAGAGCUCUUAAGCGCUCAGCUUGGGUUUAGUCAGUUGUUUUAGAAAUGGGAACAAGUCCAGUUAAUUAUAUUAAACUGAAAGCAAUAGUUGUUUAGGUUUGUUUUGUUUUUUGUUGAAUAUCAUCUUAUAUAGUAUUGACAUUCAUUUCUUUUCUUUUUUUUUUUUCAUUCGUGGUCUUCUAUGUUUCCAUAUUGUUUGAUUAUGCUUUAAGUGACUGCAUUUUUAUGUUUUUAAAAAUAUAUUUGACAGGAUAUGUAAAUCAACAGUGGGAUAUGUAGUGAGAAUGAUACUGGAUUAUUAGCACUUUUUUUUUCCAGCUUUAAAUCUCUCCUUGCUGAUUUGUUUAUAGAACAGCAUUUCUUCCCAAAGUCCAAUAUCUGUUCCUUUGCGAGGGUCACAAAAAAUGUCCUCAAGGGUUCCAGGAUUGAGUUGAAAGGGGAAAAGUCCUAUCAAAACAUCCAAAACAUAGACUUGUUUCUGUGUAUUUCUUGUUAAAAAUGGAAAUGCUUUUUACGACUUGAUGGUUAGCUAUUUUAACCAAUAAGAUUAUUACAUCUAAAGUUUUGGUGUCAUUGACCCCCCCGCCAAAAAUGAUCAGUUUUGAAAAUGAAUCGGGGCAAGAUCUCUUAGUAAUGAGAACGUACGCUUUCCAUUUCUCAUUAGAAGGGCAUUUUGAAGUUUUUGAUAGGAUAUGUCUCUAGCACUGUUUUCUCAAAUGUUUGUGUUUGAGUGACUGCAAGAGGAUUAUUUCUAUUCAAUCACUUGCACUAAAUGAGGAUAGUAAUCUGAAUUAUAGAUUUUGAUCAUAGAGUCGUAGAGCUAACAAUUGACUCAUUCAAUGCACAUGAAAGUGAGUGUUUGUGUGGUUUAUAAGAUAAACAGAGCUAAUUGUUUGUAGUUUUUCUGAGUGUGAGUCGAGUAAAUGGUGUGUUUGGCUAGUUAGACAGAAUGUGUGUCUUCAUGUUGACACAACUUUACAAAUGUCUCAUAGCUCCUGGUAAGGACAAUGGGUCUACUGGGAAGUCAUAUCAUCAAAUCUCAAAUGACAGCACCAAACCUAGUGGUAGUGGGAAAAUUCUCUGCCUGUAUCAUCAGAGUGCCUGCACUAUAUUUCUGAAAUCAAAAUAGCUUCCUUACUGGAAGGAAUAUCGAAACUGAGAGUGCUCUUCACUUUCUCUUUUGAUAAUAAUACAAACAAACAAUGCUUACUCCUGCCAGGGGAAAAAGACCUAUUUUGGGAAGGACUCAGGGGUUAAGUACCUAAGUCUGUGGGCUGGAUGUGGACUUGAGCUGGCAAUUACAUCAAUCCUCUUGUCUUUUGGCUGUAAAAAAAAUGUAUUUCAUCAUCAAGAAAGGGUCAGGAGUGAAGGGUGCAGCCGGAGAAACAGACAGAUUUAAGAAAUAGAGAGAAGACAGCCAAAAUACACACGCUAAAAAAUUGUUAAUUAAAGCCAGUGGCUAUAGACAAGAGUUUCUAGCCUCCUUUGCACAUUACUAGUAGUUAUAAGUGAGGGAAAUGCAUUCGUUAAACAUGGAUUUCAUUUCUUUUUUAACCGUUUCCUUGGAACAAGCAUUAGUUAACUGUCCUGCCAAGAAAUCUUUAUGUUAAAAAAUGCUGUUGGAAAAAAAGUUCUUUGUAAAUAUAAUUAUGCAAAAGUUAUUCAGCCAUGUGUUCUAUAUUUAUCAAGUUUUGGGAUUCCUUUAUGUUAUAUUUUCAAAUCAGAAGUAGUCAGUGGGUUCAAGGCAGUCUGUCAGAAAUCCAAAGAUCUGUAACGUUUGUCUCGUAGAUGCUUAAACAAGUAUAAACUUCUCUCUAUUGCCAGCCAUUUUAGUGAUCAUCAAUAUCAUAAAGUUAUUUAUAUCAAGUCAUGAACAUAUGACAUAUUUAUGAUCUGCUCACCAAUGUUCAUUUUCAGUUUGUCACCUUGUAUUGUGCUAUGCAUAUUGUAUUUUGUAUGUAAGAUAUAAUCAAAUGACUGCAUAUUUCUUCAAAAUUUGCAUGUUCUUACUCUUUCCUAUCACAAUACAAGUAGGCCUACAAAUGUCAUCUCUUAUUUAUUUGGUCAUAAUGCUUCUGUCUGUCUCGUGCUGUAGCACAAGUUAUUUAUGUGAAGGGACUGUAAGAAUCGACGUGUACUUUCUUUUAUUUUGAAAGCAUUGUUGGACGAAAUGCUAGAUAUAAGUUGACAGGUGUGUACUUCUCAUUUCACAGAAGCUUAUUAAAUUAUUGCGGCUGAGUCCACUCAUACAUAUGGUUUUGUCAGAUGGUAAAUGAUGUGCUGGCUAUAGGGUGGUAGCAAUUGUGGGUUUGACAGAUGUGGUUCUAUUCCACAGCAAGUUGUUUAUUGGAUGGUGAGUGAGAGUUAAAGUGAGGUUGACUUAACAUGGGUAGUAAAUGACUUGUGGAUUGCCCUUGUUAUUGAAGUAGGGGCUAGAUUUAGAUCAUUGUUUAUACAUUUCCGAGUGAAUGUUUCCCAGUGUUAAGGGGACAUGAGGGUAAACUUCUCAAUUUAACAUUUGUUUUAUAUGCACAACAUCAGCAUUGACUCUCUGAAUUUUUAUGGCCCAGAAUCUUAUCAUUUUUUGCAUGGAUGAGACAUAGUGUUCCAAGAGUUUUCCACAGUCUUUGUUCAAAAGUGGAAGACUGUUGUUGUAUCGACUGGAAAUGACCCACUAAAGUAUUUGACCAAUGUUUGUUGUCUAAUCCAAGCAAAUGUUUCUUUUAGUCAUAGACAAUGAAAAAUACUUAAUAAUUUAUUGCAUUGGUAUUGUAUGAUGGUUUUGAGAGUAUUAGGUGUAAAAGAUGGGUUAUAAGCAUUAGGCAGUGUGUGAAUAUAUAUAUAUAUGAUAAUAAUAUAUAUAUUAUAUAUAUAUAUUUAUAUACAUGUAUAUUAUGCAUUUGCUGAGCUUGUGAGUGGCGUGCUUCAGUGUUCUUUUUGAGACAGAAGUAACAAGACAUGCCGUCCCUUCUGUAGUGUCUUGCAUUGAUUUAAUGCUGUAUGGACGAUGAUGUAUAAUGAAAAUGUGUCAUGUUUUUAAGUUGUGUUUUACAUUAUGGUGAAACUGGUCAUUUAAUCAUAUCUUGAAUGUUGAUCUGUCUUCAUGCCCAGUAUCACAAAUUGUUUAUAGUGUAGUCACAAUAGCUCAAAAUCAUUUUUGCAGUUAUCAGAUGGGGACGAGAAGGUAAUCUGUGGCUUUCAAAAUAAUUACUUAAUUAUGCAUGUGUAUAAAUAGGUUCCAAAUUUGUUUAUUUCUCCCCCCCCCCCCCCCUCCAUUUUUGUUUAUUUUGGAUUGACUCAAAGAUAAAUGAUUGUAAUAGUUCUAGGGUAACAUUUAAAAUAAGCAGCAAAUGCAGUCAAAAUAAAGAUAGUUUUCAAUUUUUUAAAGAUGAAGUUAAUAAAUUUCUCUAUUAGUUUUUGAUAGAUCAACUGUGCAAUAUAAUUUGGGAAAUGGAAAGGGGGGUUUUGUUUUGUCUCUUUACUUUUUUGUUGGUCCCCUUUGUUCUGAUAUUGUGCUACAUGUAUGAACUUGUUGACUAAUUUUCCCUUGUCCAUUGUUUUUCAAGUAACAAUAAUGUCCACCCAAAAAAAAGAUAAAUGUAAAAUUAACAAAAAAAAUAAAUAAAAGAAAUCAAAAAUGAAAAAAAAUAAUGAUAAAAAAAUAAACAAAUAAAAGUUUUAAAAUGC